Molecule: messenger RNA, 1095 nt
Organism: Saitoella complicata NRRL Y-17804
Lineage: Eukaryota; Fungi; Ascomycota; Saitoellomycetes; Saitoellales; Saitoellaceae
Exons: 2
Coding region: 123-869 (248 amino acids)
Cellular component (GO): transcription factor TFIID complex
Molecular function (GO): protein heterodimerization activity
Source: RefSeq, a predicted model, not a curated record
GAACACCAAGGAGACAGAGCUGAUACGGAUCAUUGCUUGUUUGAAGAGUAGAGAACGUUUCCAGUGUGCCCUCCCCAAACCUCAAUACCGUUCUCGAGCGACAAUCCACAUAACGGACGACUAUGUCCACCUCCACCGACACCUUCUACUUCUCUCUCGCCCGCAUCUCCGCCCUCCAAAUCCUUCGCGCCUCAGGCAUCGACCGCGCACGACCUAGCGUAAUCGACUCCUUCACAGAUAUCCUGGUCCGAUAUUUGCUGUUACUAGCUACAUCGGCUCGGGAUAACGCCAUUCUCGCAGGCAGGGAGGGAGCGGAUGUACUGGAUGUACGGACGGCGAUGGGGGAGUGUGGUGUCCUGGUCGCGCGGUGUGAGGCGCCAAGUCGACCGUCACCAUUACCAGUACCGGGAAUAGAAGGAAUGGAUCUGGAAUUAGAGGAUGAGGAGGAUGAGGAGGAUGAAGAUUUGAGAGUGGUGGAGGAGUUCGUGGAAUGGUGCCGGGGCCCACAAGCCGCCGAAAUCCGCAAAGUCGCAGGCAUGGACGAACACACACCACCAAAUACCGCACCCAGCACCGCAGAUCCAGAUAACCCCGCACCACAAGACCCGGGACAAACAGACUGGCUAACGGGUCUCGUACGGAAACAAAUCCGGGCAGGCGCAGAAGACCGGUUUCGAGGGUCAGUGCUGGAACAGAUUCUACAAUCCAUGGAGCCACUAGAAGGUGAGGUACCGGUGGAUAGUGUGAAGGAUGAAGAGGGAAGGGAGGGACGGAUAAGGGAGCCGCAGGUGCCGGAGAUACCGGGGGGUAUGGCGUUGGUGUCGGAGGAGGGUAUGAAAUUGGUGAGGGAGUUUAGUUGGGUGCCGUGAUGUGGGGAGAUCAGCAAGACAAAUUGGGGCAUAGGUAUAGUGAACAGCGGAAAGGCAUUGCAUUGCCGCUUCACGACAGGCUGGUUUCGAAGGGGAUAUCACGCUUGAGCAUAAGCCUGAGAACGAGCCCUUGCGGCGUUGCAACCCGCAAGGCAACAGGACAUACGAUAGAGAAUAUCGUUCAAUUAUUAUAUCUUAUCAUACCUAACCCAACCCCAUUGCCGUC